Linepithema humile (Argentine ant) is the source of this 1441-nucleotide messenger RNA. The record is from RefSeq and is a predicted model, not a curated record. NCBI's taxonomy places the organism in Eukaryota, Metazoa, Arthropoda, Insecta, Hymenoptera, Formicidae.
CCUCAGGCCACGGCCGCACCGACCGCGGCCGUUUCGGACGAGCCUCGACGAACCGAGGAUACCUGCGGGCCCGACGAUGGAGCGGCGCCUGCGGACGAUGUUAUUGCACGAUUGGAGCAGAUAGAGCGGCAGCAACCGCAGCAACGACAGGAGCAACAGCAGCAGACGCAGGAGCAACAGCAGCCGCAACAGCAGCAGACGCAGGAGCUUCAGGUUCAGGUGCACGCGGAACAAGAGCCGCAGCCGCCGCAGCGUCAGGAGGAACAGAAGCGGGAGGAGGUGCAGCAGGCGAAAAAAGAACCGGGUCACCUGCAGCAGCAAGUACGUCAGAAGAUAGAGAAGGAUCGCGAACAACGGAAGAUCCAGCAGGAGCAGCAGCAGUUGCAGCGUAAAUUCGAACUGGAGGAGCAGCAGCUGCGGCGCAAAUUGGAGCAGGACGAACAGCAGCUGCGACGCAAGCUGGAACGAGAAGAGCUAGCGUUGCAGCAAAAGUUGGAGCACGAGGAGCAGCAGUUGCAGCGAAAGCUAAACCAGGAGGAACGGAAGAAACUAGAUAAAGGCAAAGAGCAACAGCCGCAACCGUCGAAAGACGACAAGAAGCCGAGGGAUGAACAGCCGCUGCAAGCGGGCGAGCAAGCGGAGACGCGUCGAGAGCCGCUCAUGGAGCAAAUGAAACAGCGGAAAAUAGAGACGCCAGCGCAACGGAAAGAGGACGAGAAAGAGCAGCGACGGAAAGACGAGUCGCAGCAGCCUGGAGAAUCGCAACAGCACCAGCAGCAGGAGCAGCCGGGACCUCGGCCGCUCGAGGCAGUGAGCGGAUUUUACAUCAGAAUAGUGCUGAGACACGAAAGCCGCGCGAAUUUGGUCUGGUUGUACAAAACGCACAUAUUCUAAAUCCGGGAUCGAUCCGUCACGUCGCUCCCGUCUGGAUGUUCAAGCGAAAUCUUCGCGGCUACCACGGCUCUACGACUCAUCCAUCCAUGUUGAAAGAUAGCGAAUUGAUACGCGCUAAUUUUUUUUUUUUUUCGAGAAACGCGCGAUGCGUUUGCCACUCGGGACACGUCCGCAUCUCUCGUGUGCCCGACAAUUUUACUUUUAUGUCUUGAAAAAAGCGUUGGCGUCUCCUUCCGACGUCACCGAUGUCGACGAAAGGAGGUGCGUGUAAUGAAAACGUGUAAUCAGUUUCUUCUCGACUACUACUUCGCGCGCGGGCGAAGGUUUAACGGUGUAUCCGGCGUCGCCGUCUCGGCCGUCUCGAGACGCGCGCACAUCAGCCGUUUCUAGAUGUAAUAAAUCAGGGGAAUCCGUUAGGCUCUCGAUUGUCCACGGUCGCGGAGCGAGACAAUCGCGGGUCGCGUUAUUGUUGCGAGAGAAAAUAUGUAUCUGUUAAACGUAAAAUGUGCAAAAAAAGAUGUGCAUGUAGACGAAAAAAAAAAAAAAA